This is a messenger RNA of Hemibagrus wyckioides, 2590 nucleotides long. It is a transcript of the gene serpinb1, whose product is annotated as serpin peptidase inhibitor, clade B (ovalbumin), member 1. Gene Ontology annotation, molecular function: serine-type endopeptidase inhibitor activity. The transcript has 7 exons. NCBI's taxonomy places the organism in Eukaryota, Metazoa, Chordata, Actinopteri, Siluriformes, Bagridae. Bases 142 to 1284 code for a protein of 380 amino acids. Gene Ontology annotation, biological process: negative regulation of endopeptidase activity. The record is from RefSeq and is a predicted model, not a curated record.
UUGAGUUCUCUGCAGCCUCCUCUGUCUCGCUUCCUGAACACUGUAUGUGGGCGUGUACCACAUCGCUUUAUAACAGCUGGUGGAGCCACUGCUGUGUUCGCACUGUUCACACGGAGCUUCUAUUCAUCAAAAAUAUCAAAGAUGGAGAGUUUGAGCCGCGCUAACAGUGCCUUCGCGCUGGACCUGUACCGGGCCAUAAGCGCUUCUAACCUGGAUGGAAACCUGUUCUUUUCCCCGCUGAGCAUCAGCGCCGCACUCAGUAUGGUCUACUUAGGAGCCCGAGGAGCUACAGCUGAGGAAAUGGCUAAAGUUUUGUCCUUCAGCUCAGUCCCUGAUGUUCACAACCUUUUCAAGACCCUCAACUCUGCAAUAAACAGCCCCAAAGCCUCCUACAUCCUACGACUGGCCAACAGGCUUUAUGGAGAGAAGACUUUCAAUUUCUUAGCAGAAUUUGUGGACUCCACUCAGAAGUUGUACCAAGCUGACAUGCAGGCAGUAGACUUUAUUGGCUCAUCAGAGGAGUCAAGAAAGCUCAUUAACCAAUGGGUGGAAGAGAAAACUGAGGGUAAAAUCAAAGAUGUUGUGCAGCCAGGGAUGGUCACAGAAAUGACUCGACUUGCCCUGGUGAAUGCUAUUUAUUUCAAGGGAAAAUGGAAGCAUGUGUUUAAUACUGAACACACUAAAGAGAUGCCCUUUAAGAUAAAUCAGAAAGAGACAAAGCCUGUGCAGAUGAUGUACCAGACAAAGAAAUUCCUUUUCAACUACGUCGAUGAGUACAGGCUGCAGGUGCUGGAUUUACCGUAUGAAGAAGAGGAACUCAGCAUGGUGGUGCUUUUGCCUGAGGAGUCUCAGGAUGGCUCAGACCCUCUGCACAAGCUGGAAAGUGAACUAACAGUGGACAAACUGUUUGAGUGGACAAAUCCAGAGAAGAUGGACAGGUGGACUGAUAUCAAUGUCCAUUUGCCAAAAUUCAAGCUGGAAGAGCAGUACUCUUUGGAGGGUAUCCUGGAUAAAAUGGGCAUGAGAUCAUUGUUUAAAGCCAAUGCUGCAGACCUGACGGGCAUGAGCAGCGAAGGAGGUCUUUUUGUGUCUUCAGUGGCACACAAAGCUUUUGUAGAGGUUAAUGAGGAAGGCACUGAAGCAGCAGCAGCCACAGCUGUAUUGAUUGCAUUAUGCAUGGCACGAGAGGAGCACUUCAUGGCAGACCACCCCUUCCUAUUCUUCAUCAGACACAACCCCACUAAAAGCAUCCUCUUCUUCGGGAGGUACAGAGGCCCACAGUAGAAAUGAACUGCACAAUGGCAUACAAAUAAUGCUUGUUUGAAAUGGUUUUGUAUUCUUUUUGUAGGGGUUUUGUAGGGAGACUGUAUUCUCUCAUCACAGAAACAGAAACAACAUUAUAAACCUUUUGAAGUAUAAACAUACAAUAAACAAUAAUAAUACAAUAAAUUGUUUUAAUUUUUUUCUUUAUCAGUUUAGUUUUUUAAACACUUUGAUAUUUAUGCUUGCAAAUAUAGGCAUAUUUCUUCCUACAUAUAAUUAUUAACUGAAUACUCUCUCUCUCUCUCUCUCUCUCUCUCUCCCCCUCCCUAUGAGAGAUACUAUGUCUGACCAUUAUGUUUAGAUGUGCUAAUGUACUAAUGUACAAUAUUGUGCUCUAUAAUUCUGAACUAAUUUUAUACUCAGCCUCUUGCUGGUGUUUCUUUUCCACACUGCUGAUUUCUGUUCCUGUGCUGUUUUUAAGUAGUGCUGCUUCUGGUUCUGAGUUAUCUGCUGCCGAUUUUCAUACAAUGUUGCUGCAGUGUUAUCUUUAUUAAGCUGAUUCUGUGUUUUUCCUCAUACUGAGUGGAUUUGUAGUUUUACUCAUGCUGUGUGUUCUGCAUAGGGCUGAAGGUCUCAAGUCCAGUCUGGAUUUGAAACCAGAUUAUUUCUAGAUUGACUUUGACUUGUCUCUGUCUUACUGGUCUUGUUUUGGUCAUGACUGAAAGUUUGUCAAAAUAAUGUCUAUUCUUUCAAAUGCACAGUUUGAUAUGAAAUCAUCCCUUCUUGUAGAAACAGCCUAAUCAUUGGCAUUAUGCAUAAAUUAAGCCAACUAGUUUAAAGUAAAAGCUUUUCCAAGAAUUCAAAGUCACUUUUAUUUGGGUCUCUUGAUAUGCACCACUCCAGACACCAUCUGGCAUCUGGCAUCUACAGUACUGGCUAAAGCAUAAUCCCAUCAGCACACAUUCCAUUAAAUGUUUAAUCUUAUUUUAUAAUGGAUAACAUCGUCAUUUUCAUGUUGUGCUUUCAUGAGUGUUGUCAUUAUUUUCACUAAACCCUAUGGUAAGUGGUGUGAUGUUGAUAGGCUACUUAAAUGCCCCUUUCAGUAUAGCCUUACUCCUGCUGUGCUUCCACUUGUUGAUUCAGUGCUGUUACUCGUACUGUGUUAAGGCCAUUUUACCUCUACUAUAUCAUUCCCCAUGGCACAUCUCUAUUUUGAAAACAUAUCUUUUUGUAAAUGUUCUCCAAAACUGCCUGUUAGAACUUGAUUGUGUUUUGUUUGUAUUUGCUGUCAUGUGGAUUGUUUUAAGAUACAAGAUUUACAACUGAA